AUGGCUUUAGCUGAGUCUGCGAAAGACGAUGCUCAUAUGAAACGGAUAGGUCUCGGAUGCCCUAACUACACCCUAUAUAAUGAAAAUAUUCCACGCUGUUGUGGCUUGAGGAGCGUACAAGAGCAUCGAGGAUGUAGUAAAGAAGACUACGAACACCCAGCUCACCUCUUCAACACUACUACCGCACUUCCUUCUUUGAGCUAUGCCUCGGAAAUGUGGGCACUUUCUAAGAAGGAAGAAAAUGCGGCCGGCGUCAUUGAAAGCUCAAUCAAAAGGACGAUGCUAAGAGUGUACCACCUCACAUAA
Messenger RNA from Necator americanus (New World hookworm), 306 nucleotides. RefSeq lists its product as uncharacterized. The coding region runs from base 1 to 306 and encodes 101 amino acids. The transcript has a single exon. Lineage: Eukaryota; Metazoa; Nematoda; Chromadorea; Rhabditida; Ancylostomatidae. The record is from RefSeq and is a predicted model, not a curated record.